This is a messenger RNA of Syngnathus acus (greater pipefish), 3048 nucleotides long. It is a transcript of the gene cdh17, whose product is annotated as cadherin 17, LI cadherin (liver-intestine). The transcript has 19 exons. Bases 77 to 2686 code for a protein of 869 amino acids. Gene Ontology annotation, biological process: cell-cell junction assembly; multicellular organism development; calcium-dependent cell-cell adhesion. Gene Ontology annotation, molecular function: cadherin binding; calcium ion binding. Lineage: Eukaryota; Metazoa; Chordata; Actinopteri; Syngnathiformes; Syngnathidae. Gene Ontology annotation, cellular component: plasma membrane; adherens junction; catenin complex. The record is from RefSeq and is a predicted model, not a curated record.
CGUUUGACAGGCCAGGAAGAGCCCAUACAACAGUCACACCCGGAGUGACUGUCAGGAUCUUUCCGGAGAAAGAUUGAUGAUGACUCUCUUGGUGCAUCUGUGUCUUCUGGCACUCUUGCUCGGCUCUGUUGCUGGGUCGGGCCUGGAGGGCAAGCAGGUCCCCUUUCAGAAUCUGGUGCUGGAGGUGCUAGAGGGCACGCCUGUGCCCCACGUCCUCUGUCAGUUCCAGGUGGAACAUCCUGGUGUGGACGCUUUCAGAUUGAGCGGAGAAGGCAGCGAUGCCAUCAAGAUCUCAGCUGAUGCUUGGCUUUAUUUGGACAAAUCUCUGGACUGGUCCCACAAUGACAACUAUCUCGUUGGGGUGGAGGCGUUAGAGAACAAUGAAGUCGUGGAGGGGCCCAUUUACGUGACCAUCAACGUUCUGGACAUCAACAACCACGCUCCGUACUUCAACCAGAGUUACUACACCGCUUUGGUCCGAGAGAACUCACCAGCAGGUGUCCCGUUCGCUCGUGUGUUUGCGUUGGAUGAAGACGACCCCGCCACCCCCAACGCUCGUCUGACGUACAGCCUGGUCAGCCAGAUCCCCAACCGACACAACACUCUGCUCUUCCAGGUGGACCCCAACACGGGCGAGAUCUCCACAACCGAGCAAGGAGAGCACAUGCUCAACGCCAAAGAGACCAUCCAAUUCGCCCGAGGAGAAGAUCGCAGCGCUGAUUCUCUCAAGGCAAAAUUUACCGACUACUGUCCCUCGCCAACCGUCCCCUUUGACCAAAACCCCUUCUUCACCUGUGUGGAAAGAGCAGAAAUGAGACGCAGAAACCUGGACCCUCUGGAGGACCCCGAUUAUACCUUGAUCGUGAAGGUCCACGAUAUGGCGGGAGAGUCCAAGAUGGCGCUGAGCGGCAACACCAGGGUGCACAUUGCGGUGCAGCCCAACCUGUGGGUCAACCCCGGCAGGAUCACCAUCCAGGAGCAUCUGGAGGGUUCCUACCCGCGAGCUAUUACCACAGUCCAGUCCAAUGAGCCCAGUGCCGUCUACAGGCUUGUGCAGAAAGAACGAGAACUGAGCUUCCCCUUCCAGAUCACUGAAGAUGGAGAAAUCCUGCUCACAGAGGAGCUGGACAGGGAGGAGAAGGACAUGUACAUCUUGGUGGUGAUGGCCGAGGAUGAAUAUCAGAACCAGGUGGACCCUCCGAUGGAGAUCCAGGUUGUGGUAGAGGACGUGAACGACAACGCGCCCGUGUGCAAAGAAGAGGAGAGCGUAUUUGAAGUGCAGGAGGACGAGCCUGUCGGUAGCCUGGUCGGGCAACUGUUGGCCUUGGACGCGGACGAAGCGGACACGUUGAACGCCCUGCUGACCUACGCCAUCAUGUCCCAGCAGCCCUCCACUUCGCCCGAAGCCUUCACCAUCGACGCCGACUCAGGUCAAAUCCAAGCGCUGCGCUCGUUGCAGCGCAGAGAUCAUCAAGUGUACAACCUGGAUGUCAGAGUCAGUGAUCCAGCUUACAGCGUCGUCUGCAAGGUCGUGGUCAAGGUCAUUGAUGUAAACAACGAGCUACCUCUGUUUGAAAAGAAUGAUUACGGCAGCUACACGGUAGCCGAAGACGCCGCCGUGGGACAAACGGUGCUCACCGUCAGCGCGUCGGAUGACGACGACGCCGAUAGCGGCAGCUCCUUCAUCGAGUUUCACAUCACGGCCGGUAACGACGACGAGGUGUUUGCCGUGGAAACGGACGGAAAAGGCGUCGGCCAUGUGGUCAUUGCAAAGCCUCUUGACUUCGAGACCUCGCCCUCCUACAAGUUGAAAAUCGACGCUCGCAACCCGGAACCUUUAAUGAGCGGCCUUGAGUACGGCUCGGAAUCCACCGCUUUCGCGUCGGUGUCUGUCACCAACGUUGACGAGGUCCCCGAAUUCAACCUGGACAUUCUGGAUGUGGUUGUGCCCGAAAACACCACGAAGGGAGCCGUGUUGCUCACCGUCGAGGCCAAGGACCCCGAGGGCAAAGAGAUACGUUUCAAGAUGGAGGGCGACACCAAAGGCUGGCUGGAGAUCGACGCAGCCACAGGACAAAUCAAGACCAAAGACAACUUGGAUAGAGAAACCCUGGAAACCUUUGACGUCACUGUCACUGCCUUUGAGAAGGAUAACCCGGAAAAGUCCGACGAGCGCGUGGUGUCAGUGAGACUGUUGGACGUGAACGACAACGUCCCGAAAUUGACCGAGACGCAGGCCUUCAUGUGCUUGAAGAAACCCGAGCCGGUGCUCAUCAGGGCUCAAGAUGGAGACGACGCCCCUUUCUCGCAGCCCUUCACCUUUACCUUUGCCCAGGGCAAGAAAUCCCACAACUGGGAGCUGCAAACCAUUGACGGAACCACAGCCAGGUUGAUCCUGAAGAAAACCCCAACGGAAGACAGGACGUUCACCCUGCCCAUCAACAUAAAAGAUAAUGCGGGAAUGGGAGUCACGCAGCCCUUCGAGGUAAACGUGUGCACAUGCACAGAGCUGGGCUACUGUUACGUGGCACCUGGCGAGCACGGCUUCAAAUACGGACCGGGAGUCACCAUCGGCAUCCUGGCUGGAACUAUGGGCUUCUGUGUUCUGAUCCUCAUCAUUGCCAUCAAGCGUUCAAGUAAAAGCAGUAAGAACAGCGACGAGGUGGAGACGAACGCCUUGAUGUAGACACAAUAUUUGUCAUGUGAAGACUUUCUUGGGUGACUUUUAUAGGAAAACGUGUACAUUUGAGAGAGUUGCUUAGCUGCCAAUUGUCCCCACAUUUUGUUUUCUUGGGCAUGUUGUAUUUACGAAAGAUGUUCGAUACCACUUUUUUCAGACUGUACCAGUACGAGCACUCAGUUCUUCACUAGUCACCGAUAUCAAUAGCAAAAACUGAUACCACAAAUACUUUUGAUACCUAAAAUUUCCCCAACAAUGACAAAUCAUUUUAGGGAAAAUACCUUUGAAUCUUAACAUAUCAAUUUUACUUAUAAUGAAUGAAAUUAAUGUCAAUAUUUUAUUCUUCAACAUUUUUUUUAACCCUAACC